This is a messenger RNA of Dibothriocephalus latus, 528 nucleotides long. The record is from the annotation of a GenBank genome assembly. NCBI's taxonomy places the organism in Eukaryota, Metazoa, Platyhelminthes, Cestoda, Diphyllobothriidea, Diphyllobothriidae.
AUGGCUGAGGUUCACAUCAUCGGCCAGAUUAUCAGUGCCUCAAACUUUCCCGAGAAGAGUCUCUUUUGUAACUGGGGAAUUAGUGCAGGUAGUGCCUGGCGACUCCUUUCCGGCCCAUCAGAGGGACAAACGCAGGUCGAUAAUCCCAGUUUUGGCGAAAAGGCCUACUUCUGUCAUCCUUUUGACCUGCACUUUGCCACAAAAGGAAUUCAAGGUUGGCCGAAAUUCUAUUUUCAAGUCUGGCAUCAUGACUGGUUGGGGCGAAACGAACUGUUUGGGUAUGGGUUCUGUCAUGUGCCGUCUACUGCUGGCAGUCAUGAGCUGGAAGUAGUGACCUGGAGACCAUGUGGUUCAUUUUCGGAACAAUUCAAAUCCCAACUGGUUGGCGGUGCUGCUCAUUUGUGCAAUCUGGACCUUGUUUUCAACCAACAGAACCGCUACAUGUUGCAGACGGAGAGCAUGGGAAAGUUGCAGCUGGUUUGUAACAUAAUAACGAGGAAUUUUGAGAAGUUUGGUGUGGAGAUGUAA